UGUAGGGCCAGUGAAAUGUCACUGAGCCCUAGCCAAAUCAUCCGGCAGUUGGAUCACUGAAUGUCGAACAGAUCGUCGCUCCCUGCCAAGGUCAUGUACUACAAACGCGCAUUAGUUAAUCAUACGCCAUGGACUGGCCCAUGCGACAGUGGUCUUACUUUCGCCUGUAUCUACCUUAACUAAUAUAUUUCUGUAAUAACGUCCUUUGUGUUGUACAGUCUUCAAAGCAUCUAUAGUACCUUGUUACGUCAAUGGGGGUAGUCCACGUAAGGUGCUGACCACGAGGUGUGACUUCGACGUUAGUUGGUUCGUCACACCAUUCACGUCUAACUGGAGUAGGCCUCCAAUCAUUUCGACAUAGAUCAUCUACGUUGGUGAUUUACACUGAUAAGCAAUACCUGGAGAAUUUAUAAUAUUCGUUUGGCACUCUCCGGUGCGCGAUUGCUCCCAACAUGUUUGGUACCGAUUCAAACGGCCGCUGAAUCUGGUGGGGGAGUAUUGUAGGGCCAGUGAAAUGUCACUGAGCCCUAGCCAAAUCAUCCGGCAGUUGGAUCACUGAAUGUCGAACAGAUCGUCGCUCCCUGCCAAGGUCAUGUACUACAAACGCGCAUUAGUUAAUCAUACGCCAUGGACUGGCCCAUGCGACAGUGGUCUUACUUUCGCCUGUAUCUACCUUAACUAAUAUAUUUCUGUAAUAACGUCCUUUGUGUUGUACAGUCUUCAAAGCAUCUAUAGUACCUUGUUACGUCAAUGGGGGUAGUCCACGUAAGGUGCUGACCACGAGGUGUGACUUCGACGUUAGUUGGUUCGUCACACCAUUCACGUCUAACUGGAGUAGGCCUCCAAUCAUUUCGACAUAGAUCAUCUACGUUGGUGAUCUACAAUGCUUCCAACUGGGAUAUUUCAACAGUCCGCACACUCAUUCUUAAGUGUUGGUUACUAUGUUUUGAAAAAAGAUAAAAGAGAACGCUUCCAAGAAUACUAUUUUCGUCGGUAUUGUGAAUACCCUUUUUCGUCAAUAAGUCAAACUAAUUCUGAGGUUGACGUUUUAGUGGAUACCAGUAAUCUAUUUAGAAGGAUCAUGAGACCCAAGCAAAAGAUAACCUAGAACCAAUUCAGAAAUGCCGUCGAUCUCUUGAAGAAAGCACGCAGCUGAAAAUAUUCAUCGUAACAUUACUAGAUUACUCGGAUGCAUUAAGUAAUGUAUGAAUAAAAAUUGAACGACUAAUAACCGGAGAUCCGCUGCCACUGUUGUGUGGGUUUGUGUGGUGUUUGAAUUAACUAAUGAUUCUUUUGUACUUGUUGAGUGCUCGAUUUCGAAUUCUAAAUACAGUACAUUCGUUGUGCCUGUGUCUUCUUAAUUCAAUUGCGUUAAUCCUGGAAUUCCUAAUUCAUACUAUAAUUAGAAUAUUAUAUUGGCGUCGUGAUGGAACCUGCAAUGGAAAAGUUGGAUAUUCAUUCAACUCCUGAAGCUUUUGAAGAUUACUUUGAAAGGUUCGAAAUCUGGGCUAUGACCAAGGAAGAUGAUGAGGAUGUUAAUAUUGUGGCACACUUCCUCACAUUCAUUGAAAAAGAAACAUACAGCUUAUUAAGAACACUGGCUAUGCCGGAAAAGCCCAUUUCGCUUUCUUAUACAGCUCUCAAGGAGCUGCUGCUAGACUAUGCUCAGUAUACAAAUUUCGAAUGUCGUAAAGGAGGAAGAUUUCGUAAAAUGAUUCAUGAGGAUAUAAACAAGUCCACUACAUUACGUCACCCCAACCCAGUUCAUACUCAAGAUUAUGCAGACAAUUCGUUGAGUUUGGAUGCAGUUCACGAGGAUGGGGACAAGUUUGGUCAGUGUUUGUCCUGUUGCAAGUUCCACUCUUCUAAUUCAUGUAAAUUUCGUAAUUCUAAGUGCUUCAAAUGUCGUGAUAUUGGACAAGUUCAGUCAGCUUGUAAUGCUAAUGUUCAUCUUACUGCAAUUAAUAUUAAGUCUUGUAAUUCUGAUUCUACUGAGUCGAGUAUUCAUGAUGAUCAUUUAUCUUUAUCAACGAUUUCAAAAGACAGUGCAGAGUCAUAUGGCAGUUCAGAGUUAAAUGAACUCCAGAAUUAUUGUGAGACAACAUUUCCUAAUCAACCGAUUUAUCAGAAUUCUCAUGCUAUUGUACCAAGUAUGACUUUUCCUAAUGAUUCACAUAUUUCUAAUGAAAUUACUUGCAAUUCUGAGGAAACUAUGUUAAAUGAACCUAAUCAUGAUCGAAAACCUGAUGUGGUUUGGAUAGAUGCUGAUUUUUCUAACGAUCCUACGCUCUGCAACGACAGUCCUGAUGAAUUUCAUGAGAAUAUUUCAGAAGAAUCAAAUCCCGAUGUCAUAUCAUAUAUUACCUAUCCUCAUAAUGUAUUUGAUCUUCGUGAAAAACCUGCCCAAUGUGAAGCACGAGUACUAAGUGACCUCGAGUUUUAUUAUAUUUCGGAUGAUUUCAUAUCAACUGCUGUUUACUCUUAUCACAAAAACAGUUCUAAUGUUUACUCUAAACAAUGUGAGAUAUAUGUUUUAAAUGAAGCCACAUUAUUCAUAACUUGGGAGUAUAAAGAUCCAACAUUAUUUCGUGGGGGGGGAUAGUGUUGAAAAAUCUAUGGUUCGAAUUCUAGAUAUUAAUGAUUUCAUUACAAAACCGACAUGCUGGUUGUAUACAAUUCCAGGUGAGUCUGUUCCGAUUUCGUUUGUUA
This is a messenger RNA of Schistosoma guineensis, 2709 nucleotides long. The record is from the annotation of a GenBank genome assembly. NCBI's taxonomy places the organism in Eukaryota, Metazoa, Platyhelminthes, Trematoda, Strigeidida, Schistosomatidae.